AUGUAUUAUGUGAAUAUAGUUUCACUAAUUCAAAUUUCAAGUCUGUCAUAUAUUUGAGGUUGCAUUAGCCUUUGAUUUCUUUUCUACAAGAUUUAUCUGAUUUUGAUGUCACCAUUAUAUGGGAUAUGGAUCCAUGGCCAAUAGGGAUUGAAUUAAUAGUUAAGGGUGCUGCAUUUAUGGCUUCACCAAACAAAAUCAAUGUAAACAGUGUUUUGGAGAAGACUGAAGGGACUGAGAUUGACACUCUGCAGUCAUUAUCCAAUAAUGCUUAUUGAUCUUCAUUCACUCAGUUUGUUUUGUCUAUUUUUUGUGGGGAGGGAAAAAGGACCUUUCCCUGUUGUAUUAAUUUAGCAGACAAAACCGUUCAAAAGAGGGAAGAGUUUCAAAUUAGAAAAAAAGAUAUGCUUAUUCACUGAUUUUGAAUGCAUAAAUACUUAGAAAUUCCCUUUGGAUCUGCCGUGUCUGGCAGGAACGUAGUUUCUACGAAUGUGAUCUAAGUGGAUGCAUGUGAUCAUCUUAUUGAAGGUCUAGUAUGGAAAACAACAUAAACAUUGAAAUUGUAGAACAAGGCUCUCCAGAAGUUCCAUCACUUAUCAAGUAUAUAUCAUCAAGUGAAGUUGCUGGCUUUGAUACUUCUGACUUUCAGUUUCCCAGCCCAUCAUCCAAAGGAAGUGAAGCAACUUCACAAGGAAUACAACAUGAUGCACCUGUAGUCAUCAAUCACCAAAGGAAGUAUUCUGUCAGCAUGCCACUUUCUUCUGAAGAAGUGGAGCUUCCAGCACUGGAUGGAAAAACAGAUGGUAUUCCCAUUUCCUCUUCUCAAUCAGCAACUGCUACUUCUAACCAUCCCCAGCAAUCAAAAUGUUACUCUCAACCAAUGCCAAAAGGCCAUGUGCUCCAAGAAGCAGCUAAUGGAGACAAGGUAAACAACCAUCCUGGCAUCAAGGCAUUCAAGGACAAGAGGUUUGACUCUUUCAAAACAUGGUCUGGAACACUUGAGAGACAAUUAUCAAUUCUACGAGGAAAGUCACCCAAAGCAACUGCACAAGAUGGUAACAACACCCCCAGGAACAUUGAAAGGCCUUUACCUGUCGAUCGGUAUUUCGAUGCCUUGGAAGGUCCAGAGUUAGAAACUCUCAGGGCUUCAGAAGAGACAGUGCUACCUCAGGAUAAAAAAUGGCCAUUUCUUCUUCGGUUUCCUAUUUCAUGCUUUGGUGUCUGCCUUGGAGUUAGCAGCCAAGCAAUUCUUUGGAAAGCACUUGCCACAUCUCCAUCCACUCAUUUUCUUCACAUAAGCCUCAAAGUCAACUUAGUCUUAUGGAUCAUAUCCAUUGUUCUUGUUACCAUAAUUUUCACCACCUAUCUUCUCAAAAUAAUUCUCUACUUUGAAGCAGUUCGUCGUGAGUACUACCAUCCAAUCCGUGUUAACUUCUUCUUUGCACCAUGGAUAGCCCUCUUGUUCUUAGCUCUUGGGGUUCCCCCAUCAGUGACCAAAAACUUGCACCAUGCCCUUUGGUACAUUCUAAUGAUACCAAUAUUCUGUCUUGAAAUUAAGAUCUAUGGACAGUGGAUGUCAGGGGGUCAAAGGAGGCUCUCAAAGGUGGCCAAUCCUUCAAAUCAUUUAUCAAUUGUUGGAAACUUUGUAGGGGCUUUGCUAGGAGCAUCUAUGGGUCUUAAAGAAGGGCCUAUUUUCUUUUUUGCUAUUGGACUAGCUCACUACAUUGUCCUGUUUGUAACUCUCUAUCAGAGACUUCCAACAAAUGAGACCCUCCCAAAAGAGCUGCAUCCUGUGUUCUUUCUGUUUGUUGCAGCACCAAGUGUAGCUUCCAUGGCAUGGGCCAACAUUCAGGGUUCUUUUGACUACGGAUCACGGAUUGCCUAUUUCAUUGCCCUCUUCCUUUAUUUCUCACUGGCUGUCAGGAUCAAUUUCUUCAGAGGAUUCACAUUUUCGCUUGCAUGGUGGGCCUACACUUUUCCAAUGACAGGUGCAGCAAUUGCAACAAUAAGAUACUCAAACAAGGUCACAAAUGGGGUUACAAAGACAAUGUGUGUGGUACUGAGUCUGAUCUCCACACUGAUAGUGGUAGCACUGCUUGUAUCAACUAUAUUGCAUGCCUUUGUCUUCAAAAACCUCUUUCCCAAUGACCUUGCCAUUGCCAUCAGUGACAGAAAGAGAAAGCCACAAAGGAAGUGGCUAGGUCUCAGAUACAGAAGCCAUGAGUCGAAAGAGAUUGAAAAUUACUUGAAGUUUGUGAACCCUGAUACAAUUGAUCUAGAAGCUUCUACCCCACAACCAAAUGCCACAGAGGAGUCACCUUCUAUCUGAGGAUAUUUGUUUUGUUACAUAGUAAUGUGUCUCUUUAAAACAGACAAAAUAUUAUAUUAUGAGUUCAUUGGUUGCUUGGUAAUCUUCAUUAGCCAAACAUGUGAGGAACAGAAGUAGGAGUUUUGACUGUUCCAGUGACCAUGCAUAGAAGAAUAUGAAGAUCUGUGUUAGGAAGAGCAGUUUACUGUAAAAUCAUUUCCCACCUUUAAAAUAAGUGAGUUGUUUUACUGUAUGAGUAGAUGGUCAAUAUCAUUACCACAAAAGAAAUGAAUAGUCGUGUUUUUGUGUGAUGUUUGGAUGU
Vigna radiata var. radiata (mung bean) is the source of this 2627-nucleotide messenger RNA. RefSeq names its product S-type anion channel SLAH2. The transcript is spliced from 6 exons. The coding region runs from base 533 to 2326 and encodes 597 amino acids. Gene Ontology annotation, molecular function: voltage-gated monoatomic anion channel activity. Lineage: Eukaryota; Viridiplantae; Streptophyta; Magnoliopsida; Fabales; Fabaceae. Gene Ontology annotation, cellular component: membrane. Gene Ontology annotation, biological process: transmembrane transport; intracellular monoatomic ion homeostasis. The record is from RefSeq and is a predicted model, not a curated record.